CAACUUUUUCAAAGUGAAUGCCUCCAUUUACACCAGAUGCGCGUAAUUUGGGUGGUAGGAAUAUGAUAUCUUAAUAAAUUUGGAAUCACUUAUAAUAGUUAAAGGAAAUAUCAUAAUAAAUCCCUCAGAUUUUAAUUUCACCACGUAAACUUCCGAAUUCGCCUAAACAAAGUAUCGAACCUAUAAAUUUCAAGAGAGUCAAUAGAAAAUAAGAUUAUUUACUCUAUCCAACAUAUUUAUUUAGACGUAAAACAGUUUCAGAAAGCUUUACAUCAUUGAGUCCUAAAAACAUUCGAGAUGAAACAUAAUUACUAUUUUAAGAACCACUUUUAAGAAGAUAGAAAAAUUUGAAAUCUCCAUAGAAGAUUUUUCCAUUUAGCACAAUUUAAUUGGGAGCCUUAUAUAAAAUAAAAGCUAAUGAUAUAAAAAUGAAUAAAAAGAAUGAUUAAAUGUGAGUUUAUUAAUCAAUAUAACUUUUAGACUUUGGAGUUAAGUAGAGAUGAUAGUGAAAGAUUUCAACACCAUAUAUGAAGAGUUAUUGAAUGAAAUCUAAUAAGUAAUUAUAGAAUUUGGAAUAUACAGUGCAUGUGAUUAUCAAAUUUUGAUUCAGAUGAUUUAAAGAUUGAAACCCCAAGUACCUAAAAUGGAUUUACUAAAUAUUUUUAAUGAAUUGAUUAUUAAGCAAUAAUUAUAACUGUCUUGA
This is a messenger RNA of Paramecium sonneborni, 703 nucleotides long. NCBI's taxonomy places the organism in Eukaryota, Ciliophora, Oligohymenophorea, Peniculida, Parameciidae. The record is from the annotation of a GenBank genome assembly.